GGUGCAUGAUGUCAGCGUUUUGGACAGCAGCUUGUGGGAGGAGACCGGGAGUCAGGUAGCAGGAUUAUAAAGAGUCCGCUUCGCUUUCAGCCAUCGCCACACCUCUGCUGAACAGCUCCACACACCGUGCAAAGCCAAGACACCCACUACUAGGAACCAUGACGAAGCGUGUUGCAGUUAUUCUCUCAGGCUGCGGAGUCUAUGAUGGCACAGAGGUCCAUGAGGCCUCCGCUGUCCUUGUCCAUCUGAGCCGGGCUGAAGCAAAAGUGCAGAUGUUUGCCCCGAAUGCAGAUCAGAUGCAUGUUGUGAAUCACUGUGAGGGGAAACCUACAGAUGAGAAAAGAAACAUCCUGCAGGAAAGCGCCCGCAUUGCCAGGGGUGACGUGACUGAUCUGGCCAAGCUAGAUGUUUCCGCGUUUGAUGCUGCCAUCAUCCCAGGGGGCUUUGGUGUGGCUAAGAACCUGAGUGACUGGGCAGUGAAGAAUAAGGACUGCACCAUCCAGCCACAACUAGAGAAGCUCAUCAAGGAUUUCCAUAAAGCUGGAAAGCCGCUGGGCAUGUGCUGCAUCUCCCCCAUCCUCGCUGCCAAACUCCUGCCCGGCUGUGAGCUCACUGUGGGACAGGACAAAGAGUGUGAAAAGUGGCCGUAUGCUCAGACAGCAGGUGCCGUGAAGGAGAUGGGCUGCAAACAUGUCAACACGGAUGUGGAGAAAGCACACGUUGAUGUCAAAAAUAAGCUGAUCACCACCUGUGCAUUCAUGUGCAAUGCUCCCUUUCAUAAAGUUUUUGAUGGAAUAGGAGUCAUGGUUAAAGAGACACUGAAACUGGCUUAAAAUGUCUUUAUUUACAUACUGGAUGUUUGUAUUUAUUUACUUUAAAAACUAAUUGUCUGUGAUUUUCUAUAUAAGCACGGUGUGUCUUAUCUCUGAGCAUUCAUCUGAUGGUAUAUUUUCAAUGUGUUUUGAGAUUUUCAAUAAAAUUACUUUAGAAAUUA
Messenger RNA from Micropterus dolomieu (smallmouth bass), 994 nucleotides. RefSeq lists its product as uncharacterized. The transcript has 5 exons. The record is from RefSeq and is a predicted model, not a curated record. NCBI's taxonomy places the organism in Eukaryota, Metazoa, Chordata, Actinopteri, Centrarchiformes, Centrarchidae. Bases 159 to 833 code for a protein of 224 amino acids.